Babesia ovata is the source of this 2040-nucleotide messenger RNA. Its product is annotated as prenyltransferase alpha. Gene Ontology annotation, biological process: protein geranylgeranylation. Lineage: Eukaryota; Apicomplexa; Aconoidasida; Piroplasmida; Babesiidae. The transcript has 6 exons. Bases 1 to 2040 code for a protein of 679 amino acids. Gene Ontology annotation, molecular function: Rab geranylgeranyltransferase activity. The record is from RefSeq and is a predicted model, not a curated record. Gene Ontology annotation, cellular component: cytoplasm; Rab-protein geranylgeranyltransferase complex.
AUGCACGGAAUCCGUCGGGAAGAUGUCUACAAGACUCCCGAUGAGGAGCGGGCUUUUGCUGAGAAGCUUGAAAAGGGCUUCAAGUUGCUGGAUUCCUUCGUCGCCAACGUUCGUGAGAGCGACUCAACCGUGACAUCGUCCAGCGGCCUUCUUGGGGAUACAGAGGAGGCCGACCGAAUGUUCUCCCUCUCCACUGCAAUCAUCGAGUUCAUGCCGGAGUUUUAUCCAUCUUGGCAUUAUCGCAAGAACUACCUUCUGCAACCGCGUUUGGGCGAGGAGCGCCUGCGCUCGCUGUUGUCUGACGAACUGUUGUUCAGCGAAUCUGUGCUGAAAACAUCGCCCAAAUGCUACGCCGUUUGGCAGCAGCGCCUAUGGGUCUUGACCCUCAUGUUCAACAUGCGCUUUGACGACGUGGGCGAUGUUUUGAGGAAAGAGCUUUCACUUUGUAUGAUGCUCUUCCGUUUGGAUGGCCGCAACUUCCACGGUUGGGGCCACGUAAACUACGUGCGCCACUACCUCAAGCUGUUGGAGAGCGAUGACUCCAGCGUCCAGCCCGUUCCCGUGGAUAAGCUGUGUUACGCCGAGUUCAGCAAGCUCAUAGAGAAGAACUUCUCAAACUAUUCCGCGUGGUUCCACCGCGGGAUGCUGUCCGAGACUUGCGGUUGCAUUUCCGACGAUUUGGAUAAUUUGACCCCCGCAAUCUACACGGACCCGAACGACCAGUGCCUGUGGCACCAUUUCGACUGGCUACUAUAUCGCCGCAACGCUCUGCGUUACUAUCUUGUGCGCUGUCACUACUUUGAAGAGUCAAAUAGUUUUGUUUUCUUCUUCAACGAAUGCGUCAGCCUAUCGACAACCGAUAGCUUCAUCACCGUCACGUCCCCAGAUGGAAAUCACUCUAAACUAGAUGGAUUCUGGUCACCUGUGAGCUCUUCGCCUCGUAAAAACAGGUUGAGCACAAUCUCUGUUCCGGAGUAUGCUUGGAGGUUCACUUUAAAGGCCCCGCUUAGCGUGAAUGAAUCUACCUGCAUCUCACCAUCGCUGAUGAUAGAGACCGACGAGCGCAUCGUCGACUCAUUUUACGCUCAUCUGCGCCACAUGCCGAAGUGCCACAGGGCAUCGGACAUCCGAGACGUGCAGAACCCACCGCCAUGUCUUUUGUGCUUACGGUACAAGCUUCAUCUAUCUGAAUCCGUGGAAUUGCCCAUAGACCUCGAUUCCUUGGAGUUCAUGCGCAGCAACAUGGUCAGCUGCCGCGGAUGGGAAGACUUGUCCGGUGUCUUACGUGCCCCGGUGUUCCUCCCUGGUUCGUCGCGCAUCGUAUCCCUGGGUAAAGACAUAACCCCUGCCAUCUUGGAGCAGCAGCUGGAAAUGAUAGACACGCUGUUGGGUAUGGGAACGGAGUCUAAGUAUCUCCACCUUGCCAGACACAAGAUACGCCGCCAUCUCGGGCAACCAAGCGACGCAGACGAGUGUUACAAGCAUGUUAUGCGCAUUGAUGGCAUCAGAGCACGUCUCCACAGUGACAUGCUGCUGCUAGACAAGGUGCAAAGCGCCCUCGACGCCAGCGCGGCAGCGGGUUCCACCUCAGCAAACCUGAGUGGCAUGGGCCUACGCCGGCUACCCUACCGCGCACUGAGCCCACAUAUGACGCUGGAAUCGUUGGAUCUGAGCAACAAUUCGCUGUGCGACGGCUCACUUCUUGACAUCGGAUUAGGUCUUCUGCUGCGACUCCACACGAUAUCGCUGUCUGGCAACGGGUUUAAGCGUUUGUCGAGCACGCUUGAAGCUUUGCGCAACCUUACGAGGCUAAAAAGGGAAAUAGACAUCAGCGACACACCGCUGGCGUCCUUCCUGUUGGAGGACUCCGACAAGCACGGCGCCACUGCCGGCGUGUCACAUAAGUGUCCCAUUUUGGAUGGCUUUGAGAUCCAUUUCGAGGAUCCAGGCUCGGCUACAAGCCACAAUGCUCAAUCCUCCGGGCGUAGCGCCGGUUCCGUCACCGCGGUUCUGAGACGCGCGUACGGGCGCCCGUAUUGA